Paramacrobiotus metropolitanus is the source of this 2193-nucleotide messenger RNA. RefSeq names its product galactose mutarotase-like. NCBI's taxonomy places the organism in Eukaryota, Metazoa, Tardigrada, Eutardigrada, Parachela, Macrobiotidae. The coding region runs from base 581 to 1717 and encodes 378 amino acids. Gene Ontology annotation, biological process: beta-D-galactose catabolic process via UDP-galactose, Leloir pathway; glucose metabolic process. The record is from RefSeq and is a predicted model, not a curated record. The transcript is spliced from 7 exons. Gene Ontology annotation, molecular function: aldose 1-epimerase activity; carbohydrate binding.
GACGGCUGGCAGAUUUGCAUACAACGGUUUUUUGCUGUAUGUUUUCUUUUCCCGGAACGAACGUAUUGUUGUGCUAUUUAAUAUCUAAAAAGUUCCCUGUGUAACAAUUAUGUAGUAUGGGCGAAUAAUUUGUAUUCCGUACUCCUUUUAUUAACCGGAAAGUAACUCAGUAAUUGUGCCAAAAAGUUAGAAGCCAGUUUUGCUAGAUUCUGUCUACAGUACAGUACUUCUACUCAUACUAACUUUCUUGAAAGACUGCAGCCAUUAUUUAUCUGUUGAAGUUAUGUGGGAGUCGAGGUAGUGCUUCAGUGGAAAUUCAUUUAAACUUAUUUGGAUCAAAAUUCGAAAUCAUCAAACAUCGGGACUUUUCCAAUCGAAUGCGAAAGGCUCAGGAAAGAGGGAAAGAGUCGCAGAUCACACGGGUAGCAUCCCACGGACUUUGGUUGGCCGUGAUAGUCCGUGACCGUAAGUGAUAACUGAUAACUGUGGACUGUAUAAUACGUUCCAUUUCCUGCGGCGAUGCGUUUACGGUGUCGAGUUAUCGGUUUGACUGCGUGAUGCGACUGAUAAGCUGUCUGUGAUGGGUUGCUGCUGGAACUGGACACGUUGCAAGCAUAUUUUCUGCUUUUGCUGCUAUUCCAAAUACCACAACCGCUAUAAAAUGAGGACGCAGACGUUCGGGAAAAUGUCGUUCGCCCAGGCUGUACACAUGUUUGAAAUUGAGAAUAAACACGGAGCCGUAUUGACUGUGAUUGAUUACGGUGCACGCAUUGUUGGACUCAAAGUUCCUGCUGCUAAUGACACUUUUGUCGAUGUGGUGUGCGGCUUCAAGUCUUUGGAAGACUAUCUCAAGGAUGAUCUGUAUUUUGGAGCACUUGUGGGACGUGUUGCUGGAAGGACCGCGCCCGCCACUGUCAAUAUAGAUGGACGAACUUGUAAUCUUGUGGCGAAUGAUGGAAACAACCAUUUGCACGGAGGGUUGAAUGGCUUCGACAAGGUUGUCUGGCGUGCUGAGCCGAUCGAAGAAGAAAACGGUGUUAGUGGCAUCCGUUUUCGGCAUAACAGUCCUUCCGGCACCGAAGGCUAUCCCGGGGAGUUGGUCUGUGAAGUAGAAUAUCGCCUGACCAACGAAAACGAAGUUAUCAUCAAGAUUAAGUGUCUGGCGGAAGAAGCGACGAUUGUUAGCAUUCCGAAUCAUGCUUAUUUUAAUCUCGGGGGCAAGGACGAACCAAAUAUUUAUGAGCACAUCGUCAGCAUCGCUGCAGAGUCGUAUCUACCAGUGAACGAGAAUUCCAUACCGACUGGGGAGAUUGUCCCUGUCCAGGGAACGAUUUACGACUUUCGGAAGGGGCGCCGUCUUGGUGAUGCCAUCCCAACCACUCCCGAUAAUGGCUAUGACCAUUACUUUUGCUUGUCUGAUGUUCCACGCACAACGCCAGCACAUGCAGCCACAAUUUCUCACCCGAAAACCGGAAUAAGCAUGGAAAUUCUUACAACGCAACCAGGUGUUUUGAUGUAUACCGGAAACUACCUCCAUAAAGAUGUUGUGGGAAAAUACGGUGAAAUUUUGGAUCGACAUUCCGCUAUCUGCUUUGAAACACAGAACUAUCCGAAUGCGAUUAAUACGCCGGGAUUUCCUUCCCCAAUCGUCAAAUCUGGCCAGACUUAUCUCCACACCACUAUCUGGAAAUUUACCAAAUCCAAGCAUAAGGAUUAAAUUAAAUAUUUGCCGAUUUCGACCCGCUUCGCCGUGGGUGCUUUUUACUGCUUACCGCUCGUAUGGCAUGCCAUCGGCUUGUAGGAUUUCGUGCCGCGGUUAAGUGCUUAUUCACGAAUGGCUUGCUUAAUUCGGCGGCACAGUGUGUUUUCUUGUCUUGACGCGUAAACUAAAUUGUGGAUGGCUCAUUGUGAUUGUAAAUUCCUAAUUUAUUUAUGUUUGGUUGUUUUAUUGCGAUUGUCGAAGAAUCUCAGUGGAAAUGCUGUUUUCGCAGGAAAAAGCACAUUUGAAUACUCAUCGUGUUGUUGGUUUCAUAUCUAUCGUUUUGUUGUUGCAGUUGAGGAAAGCACAUGAAUACUCUAGAGUAUUUUUAAUUUGUUCGGCCCUCGUUUUUGGAGAAUCUUUCUGUGUUGACACUUCGCAAUCUGCGUGUUUUGUUAAGACUCUGAAUACUAACGUGAAGUUAUAUUCGACAA